This is a messenger RNA of Varanus komodoensis (Komodo dragon), 793 nucleotides long. It is a transcript of the gene NUDT2, whose product is annotated as nudix hydrolase 2. Bases 88 to 624 code for a protein of 178 amino acids. Gene Ontology annotation, biological process: AMP biosynthetic process; ATP biosynthetic process. The record is from RefSeq and is a predicted model, not a curated record. NCBI's taxonomy places the organism in Eukaryota, Metazoa, Chordata, Lepidosauria, Squamata, Varanidae. The transcript is spliced from 3 exons. Gene Ontology annotation, molecular function: bis(5'-nucleosyl)-tetraphosphatase (asymmetrical) activity.
AAAACGCGGGUUCGUGGGAAAGACCAGGCGUCCAGACCAUCUGAGGCUUUAUUGUUUCACCCCCAGGUUCCCGCAGUACUCAGGAUAAUGCGUGCAUUACCGGGCAGGCAGAGGGGGACUCUGCUGCAAAGCUUCAACACCAUUGCAGGGCAUUUAUGGGUACACAGGACAGCCAUGACCUUAAGAGCAUGUGGCCUGAUUAUCUUCAGGAGGCUGCAGGAGGCACGGUCUACUUCUGCUCUUGGGAACAAUGUUGAGUACCUCCUUCUGCAGACAUCCUAUGGGACUCAUCACUGGACCCCUCCAAAAGGUCAUGUUGAUCCUGGGGAAGACGAUCUGCAAACAGCUCUCCGGGAGACACAGGAGGAAGCUGGGCUGGAGCCCUCUCAGUUCACAAUCAUCGAUGGGUUUAAGAAGGAACUGAAUUACGUUGUGAAAGGCAAGCCCAAAACAGUCAUCUACUGGCUGGCUGAAAUGAAGGACCACAGCACGGAGAUCAAGCUCUCGCCGGAGCACCAGGCCUUUCGCUGGCUGACCCUCCCCGAGGCCUGCAGGCUUUCGGGGUACGAGGAUAUGCAGGCUGCCCUGAAGGAGGCGCAUCAGUUUCUCGGCUGCAAAGCCUGAACGCCCUGUGCGCACGCGGGAAUCCUGGCUGCUUGUUCCGUAAAAAUAAAAGGGAGUAUGGGACAAGGAUGGACUGUAAUGCUACUGAGCUACUUGAUUUUUGUAAACGCCUUACUUGGCUCCUGAAAGGUGGUGUAAAAGUACAAUAAAGAAAUGUGUACGACUUGCA